This is a messenger RNA of Corvus hawaiiensis (hawaiian crow), 918 nucleotides long. Its product is annotated as collagen alpha-1(III) chain-like. The record is from RefSeq and is a predicted model, not a curated record. The transcript is spliced from 3 exons. Lineage: Eukaryota; Metazoa; Chordata; Aves; Passeriformes; Corvidae. Bases 1 to 918 code for a protein of 305 amino acids.
AUGGGAUCGGGGCGGGGCGGGCGGUGCGCGCGCACUGGGAUCCCCGGGGGGGUGCGCGGGGAGGGGGUGCGGGAUCCCCCCGCGGGGGAGUCGGGGGGGGACCGGAUCCCGCGCCUGGAGGGGGGAAGGAGGAGGAGGAGGAGGAGGAGGCGGGGGAGGAAGGGGCCGGGCCGGCGGGCGGAGGCGGGGAGCCCGCACAUGCCCUGCGCCGCCGGCCAGCUCCAGUCUCCUCCUCCACCAGGCAGCAGGAACCGGGUGGGACCGAGCGCGGGCGGCCCCGGCGGCGCCUCCCCCGCCCCCGGUUCCCACCCGGGCGCCAGCGAGCUGAGCCCCCCCUCCUUUUUUUCUCUCCCCCCAACAACACCCGGGCAGACAAUGGAAGGCGAGUUCGGGGGGCCGGGGCCAAUCCCGGCCAGGCAGCGCCUGCACAUUCCCGGCCAUCCCGGCUGCCGGCACAGUACGGGCCAUCCCGGGCUGCUUCCGUGCUACCGGCCGCACCGGCCGCCGCCUCGCCCCCGCCGCCGCGGCUGCUCCCGCGGCCCCGGCUGCCGCCACGGCACCGAGCAGCCCGGGCUGGCUGCGCUACGGCCACAGGCCGCCCGGCUGCUCCCGGCCAGCUCGGGCCAGCUCCGGCCAUCUGCCCGCAGCCGCCCUCAGGCCGCGGCUGCUCCCGCGUGCUCCGGGCAGCUCCGGCCAUUUCGCGGCUCCCGGCCGGGCCGGCACCGGCAGCUCCGGAGCCGCCUGCGCGGGGAGCGGGAGCCGGCGCAGACCCCCCCAGGGAUGCAGGAGGACGGCUGGGAUUGCGGGGUCACCCAGCUCGGGGGGCUCUGGACACCUCCCAGGCUGACCGCAUGGGAACGGCCGAAAUCCGGGGGAUUUUCACGCCUGUUUAUAUGGAAAGGGAAACAAGAAAUAUAA